GUCAAUCAAUUUCCAUCCCUUCUGCAUUUCCUUUCUUGAUUCUCUCUCUCUCUCUCUCUGAGAAUUUCUCAUUUCUCAGAAAAUUUUGAAUCCAUCUUCGUUCUAGGAUUCCUUAAAUUCAGGAAAUCGGAAGAAAAAUUAUCUGAAAAAAUGGCUCCGACGCCUUCAACAAAAUCAAAUCUUUCGACACCGUCAAUGAAAUCAAACGCAGCCCACCACCAAACCAAAACUCCUGCAUCAAAGCAGCGCCUCAAUUUCACGGCGGCGGAGCACCCGGUGGAGGUGAUAGGCCGAAUUCGCGACCACCCGGACCUCAAGAGCAAGCUCAAUGCUCUUCAAAUCACCGGAGACGCCAAAUCCGUGAGGGUAAAGACCGAAAUUGGGUAUCGGGACUUCACCCUCGACGGCGUCUCGAUGUCAGAGGAGGACGAUCUCGAGGGCUUUUACAAGAAAUUUGUGGAAUCGAGGAUCAACGGCGUGAAGACGGGCCAGAAAUGCACGAUCAUGAUGUACGGUCCGACCGGUUCGGGCAAGAGUUACACGAUGUUCGGGUGCUUGGGGCAGCCCGGGAUCGUGUACAAUUCGUUGAAGGGGAUAUUGGGGGAGGAAGAUGGUAAAAUAGGGUUGCCAAUUUUUGUGCAGGUCACUGUCUUAGAGAUUUAUAAUGAAGAAAUUUAUGACCUUUUGUGUUCAAACACUAAUGGUGGAGGCUUUAAUUUGGGAUGGUCAAAGGCUAGCUCUGCUUCUAAGGUGAAGCUGGAAGUGAUGGGGAAGAAGGCGAAGAACGCGACUUAUAUUUCGGGGAACGAGGCUGGGAAGAUACUGAAAGAGAUUCAGAAAGUGGAGAAGAGAAGAAUAGUGAAGAGCACUCUUUGCAAUGAGAGAAGCUCUAGAAGCCAUUGCAUGAUAAUUGUUGAUGUUCCGACUGUUGGGGGACGCCUCAUGCUUGUGGAUAUGGCGGGCUCUGAGAAUAUCGAACAAGCUGGGCAGACCGGAUUGGAAGCGAAGAUGCAGACAGCAAAGAUCAACCAAGGGAACAUAGCACUGAAAAGAGUGGUUGAAUCGAUUGCAAAUGGUGACUCUCAUGUUCCGUUUCGUGAUAGCAAGUUAACAAUGCUUCUGCAGGAUUCGUUUGAGGAUGAUAAGUCGAAGAUUUUGAUGAUACUUUGUGCCAGCCCUGAACCAAAGGAGUUGCAUAAAACUAUUGCGACCUUAGAAUAUGGGGCAAAGGCAAAGUGCAUAGUUCGAGGUCCUCAUACACCGGUUAAAGGCGCUGAAGAUUCUUCGUCUGCUGUUAUCAUGGGGUCGAGACUAGCAGCUCUGGACCAGUUCAUCUGCAAGUUACAGAUUGAGAACAAAACUCGGGAAAAAGAGCGAAAUCAGGCCCAAAAAGCGCUAGCAAGGAGAGAAGAAGAAGUUUCUUUGCUGAAGAGAAAGCUUGCUCUUGCAGAACAAAGAGGAAUUGAGGCAAGUGAAGAGGAGAUCAAUUCAAAAGUAAAUGAACGUACGCAGUGGAUGAAGAGCGAGUUGGAGAGGAAGAUACAAGAAUGUGAGAAGAUGGCCAAUGAACUCGUUGAAAUGGAGAGGCGAAAGAUGGAAGAAAAGAUUCUCCAACAGCAGCAGGAGGUUGAGAUGCUGCAACAGCGUCUUAAGGAGAUUGAACACGAACUUUGUCUCUCAAGGGGUGGGAUGUCUCUGGAUGUGGAAGGUGGAAGCUUCAUGAAGAAACUGUUGCAGGCCUGCAGUGAAGAUUCGGACAUGGUUAAGUCCAUGGAUUUGGACAAGUCACUCGACUUGGAAACGAAAGUGAUUUACAACGGAAAUGUAAAUGGCAUUGCUAGUGCUGUUUCGGGCUACUCGUACCCCAAUGAAGGAAUGUACAGUUUCCCAAACAAAAGCUGCUUGACCACUGUGUACGAGGAGGAAGAAUGUGAUAAUGAGGAUGAAGAUAAGAGCAGUCACUGUAAUGAUGAAGUGCAGAAGGAGGUGAUCGAAGAGAAACAGAUGAUAGUGACACCAGAUGUUGCUAUCCGGGACCAAGGAAAGUCACGUUUUGGAGAUGCAUCAGAGCUUGAGGGACUUGGAUUAUAUGAUGACUCUGAAAACACCGAAGAAGCAGCCGCCUCUCGCCAGCUUAGGAUUCAAAAUAUUUUCACUCUGUGUGGAAAUUAUAGAGAACUUUCACAGCCUGGUAACACUCCUACGGCAGCUAGAGCGAAUUCAGAGAACACUGAUCCAUCAAAGACCGUGAUCAAUGAAAUCUCCCAUCUCAAGAAGAGUAUCUCGAAAGAUCUUCUUGGCGUGGGAGAAGAGUAUCUUGGGAAAUUAAGGGGAUCCGGUGAGCUAGCUGCAGAGAAAUUGGAGGAGGAUCACAUUGAAGUAUACGUGAAGUGGGAGGCGUCAAAGGAGAAUCCCGGGAAGUUCAUCACUACAAUGAAGAUUUUGAAAGACUCCACCCUUGCUGACUUGAGGAAGUUGAUAGAAAAGCAACUUGGUGGAGACCAACAACAGGCUUUUACAUUUCUUGCUCUUGGGGAUCCUUCUGGUGCUCCCGUGGCAAAGGAUAAAGAGGCUACUACACAGACGAGCAAGCUCCCUCUUUGUAAAAACCAGCUACGCGGUCAUCUGGCUUGUUUACGUCCAGUGAAGGCAGUUCAGUGGCCUGCGCGCCAGCCCUUCAGCCCGCUGAAAAACAAGCAAACUCCUAUAUCACAUCUGACAAAGAAGGUUGGUGAAUGUUUUUCACCAGAUCUACUAGCUCCACAUUUGAGCUCCACGCCAUUCAUUACUGUAAGAAAAGCCCCUAGGUUCUAGUAUAUGCUUUGUGAAUUACAUGUUGUAAGCCUAGAUAGCAAAAUUAACUGCACAAAAUGAGUAUGUAUGCACAGUUUAUGUACUCCUGGUGCAUCAAGCAUUUGACUAUGGUUGCAAAAGCAGGGUUUUUUCUUCUUAAGCAGAUACACUUGCCAUC
Salvia hispanica is the source of this 2971-nucleotide messenger RNA. Its product is annotated as kinesin-like protein KIN-10A. NCBI's taxonomy places the organism in Eukaryota, Viridiplantae, Streptophyta, Magnoliopsida, Lamiales, Lamiaceae. Gene Ontology annotation, molecular function: ATP hydrolysis activity; ATP binding; microtubule binding. The record is from RefSeq and is a predicted model, not a curated record. Gene Ontology annotation, cellular component: microtubule; kinesin complex. Gene Ontology annotation, biological process: microtubule-based movement.